Messenger RNA from Toxoplasma gondii ME49, 1564 nucleotides. RefSeq names its product SAG-related sequence SRS47C (gene SRS47C). Gene Ontology annotation, cellular component: membrane. The transcript is spliced from 2 exons. NCBI's taxonomy places the organism in Eukaryota, Apicomplexa, Conoidasida, Eucoccidiorida, Sarcocystidae. The coding region runs from base 570 to 1265 and encodes 231 amino acids. The record is from RefSeq and is a predicted model, not a curated record.
AAGAUUCGGUUUGUUCUGUCGGGGGUGGACUUGAAGACCGUUAAAUGCGUUAGAUGCUCUGUUGGAUCCUAUGAUGUUUGAAGGUGGCUGGUGGUGACAAGACACCAACACAGGCCGUCCACUCUGAAGAAUAGUAAUUCACCGUUUCGCGAAAUUAACUGAAUACCGAACGAUUUCUCUGGAUUGUCAGCGUGUCGGGUAAAGCAGGUAGCAGUUUUCAGGCCUCGAGGGGCUUGGGAUAUGCAAUUGGCGUUGUGGUUUUCGGUGUGCUCGUCUGUUUACCGGUACGUGGAACAGCGGCCGAUGCUACAGUUGUUACGUGCAAAAAACAAGACGGCAUUGUUUCACUCGCGUUGAAGGAGACAACAAAGUUGAUCAAGUUCAACUGUGAGGAGAGCUGGACCCUCUAUCCGGAUUUAUCCUCGAGCGAAGCGAGCAAAUUCUGUGAGGACUCGUCGUGCAAAAAUCCAGUCCCUUUGCGCGGCAUCUACAAGCUGGAGUCAGGAGAUGUGCCUGUGCCUUCUGGGCGCGUUCCGGGGCGUGUGGCCUCAAAAACCUAUACACUCUCAAUGACGAGCCAGCCGGAGAAGUCAGAAACGUUAUAUUUUAAUUGCAGGGCUCCGGAGGCUCAACAGGACGAGGCGGAGAGGACACGGUCCUCGCGAGCCACGUCGGGAUCCACGAAAACAACUUGCAUAAUUCAGGUGGCUGUUCACGGUUCAGAGUCAUUCUCCGAUGGAAACUCAGAAACGGAGUGUACGAAUGGCCGGACUCUGGUGGAAGUCAUUCCGGAUUCCGGGCCCAAGAAGGUCGUCAAGUUUCGAUGUGCAGACCAGUGGACACUGUCGCCCGUGAAUUUCGAGAAAACACUUGAUGGAGAACAAUGCACCACCGAACAGGAUCUUGCCGAUCUUCAUCUGGAUGCAAACCGUGUAGAGGGAAAAUCGUACAAGGAAGGCUCUCAGGUUCCAGCAUAUGCUUUGGAGAUAUCCGAGUUUCCAACUGGCAAAGACCAUGUCAAACUGUGCUACAAAUGCACAAAGAAUUCUGAAGGAGCUUUACGAACGUCGGAUCAGAAUGACAAUGAGUGCACCAUCAUCGUCGAUGUGGCGCCAAAAAAGUCACCAACAGGGGAGAAUGACGAAGAGGAGCAACCGAUUGAACAUCCAUCUACAAGCGAUUCGAGAGAUCACCACAAGUCCAGCUUCGUUACUGUGGGUGCCUUUCUCCUGUGCUCUGUGCUGGCCGCAGGCCAAUUCCUGUAAACGGAACGACAGUGUCAAUCUCGUCCCUUGUUCUGGAAAAAAUAGUUUUGCCUCUACUUCUUCACUACCUGAAAGGGCUUACAUGUGCGCAGAAAUGCGGCCUUUUAGAUGAUAAUCUAGGAGAGUGACAGCCGUUGUCGCUGGCACCUUGUGGUCCUGCACUCAUGGAGAAGAAAAGUCACUCCAUUCUCAGGCCAUCGUUAAGAAAUAUAAUAGUUCUUCUCAAAUACCCCUACAGCCCACAAGUUCCCACAUGAAGCUGCCGCGGUUCUUUCACCUGGUCACUACACACCGCGUUC